This is a messenger RNA of Lampris incognitus (smalleye Pacific opah), 5812 nucleotides long. RefSeq names its product F-BAR and double SH3 domains protein 2-like. The transcript is spliced from 21 exons. Gene Ontology annotation, biological process: regulation of actin filament polymerization; neuromuscular synaptic transmission. Gene Ontology annotation, molecular function: protein binding. Gene Ontology annotation, cellular component: recycling endosome; neuromuscular junction. Lineage: Eukaryota; Metazoa; Chordata; Actinopteri; Lampriformes; Lampridae. The coding region runs from base 99 to 2396 and encodes 765 amino acids. The record is from RefSeq and is a predicted model, not a curated record.
AGAAUAUUAGACCCCCCCCACUCUGAAGUGGAUAUCUUUUGGAUUGAUUUAUAAUACGUCUCACGAGGCAAAUAUACCAUUCAUGUCAAUACUCCAAAAUGCAGCCGCCUCCGAGGAAGGUCAAAGUGACACAGGAGUUGAAGAACACUCACACAGAGCAGAUGACAAGGCUGCACUUGAAACACCAGACAGAAUGUGACCUGCUGGAAGACAUGAGGACCUACAGCCUGAAGAAGGGUCAGCUGGAAAGGGACUAUGCACAGGCUCUGCAGAAGUUAGCAAGUCAGUAUCUGAAGAGAGACUGGCCUGGAAUCAACCCUGAUGACCAGAGAACUGACUACAGGAAUGUGUAUGCAGUGUGGCGGUCCUACUUAGAGGGAACUGUGCAGGUUAGCCAAUCAAGACUCAAUGUUUGCGACAACUACAAAUGUCAAAUAUCAGAUCCUGCCAAGACCGUCAGACUCUAUAAGGAGCAGCAGCUCAAAAAGACCAUAGAGCAGCUGAGCGGGAUCCAGGCAGAGUUGCAGGAGUCAGUGAAGGAGUUGGCAAAGGCUAAGAAGAAAUACUACGACUGUGAGCAGGUGGCCCAUGCUGUGCGAGAGAAGGCCGAUAUAGAGGCCAAGUCUAAGCUGGGUCUGUUUCAGUCAAGAAUUAGUUUACAGAAAGCAAGUGUGAAGUUGAAAGCUAAGAGGAGUGACUGUAACUCCAAAGCCACCCAGGCUAGGAAUGACUACCUGCUCACGCUAGCUGCCGCUAACUCUCACCACGACCGCUACUACCAUACAGAUUUAUUGCACUGCAUACAGGCAUUGGAUGGAGGGAUCUAUGAGCAUGUGAAGGACUACCUGGUGGCGUUGUGUCGCACUGAGCUGGAGGUCUUCCAAGCCACACACAGCACUUUCCAGUUCCUGCUGGACAAAUCCACAAGGGUGAUUCAGGAGUUCAACCAGCAGUUGUUUAUGCAGGAAAACCCGGUGUUUCACAAAGCGCAUGACUUUCAGUUCCAGCCCAGUGACUGUGACACGAGUCGUCAGUUGGAGUCAGAGACAGGGACGACAGAGGAACACAGCCUUAACAAGGAGGCCAGAAAAUGGGCAACCCGAGUGGCCAGAGAACACAAGAACAUCAUACAUUACAAAAGAUCCCUGGAGGAGUGUGAGAGCCAUGGCUUGCCCCCCACAGAGCAGAGCCGAGCCGACUUGGAGCUGAAGAUAGAGGACACCAAAGAAAACAUCCGCAAAGCUGAGACAAUAAAGCUAAAAGCUGAGGCCCGGCUAGACCUCCUUCGACAAGUUGGGGUGGCUGUGGAUACCUGGCUGAAGAGUGCCAUGAACCAGGUAAUGGAGGAGCUGGAGAACGAACGCUGGGCCAACUACACAUCCCAUGAGCCCUCACUCUCAGGCACAGCAGACUUGGAUCGUGAGGAAUUUGAGGAGUGUGAAGAAAAUAUGGAGGUGUUUGAUGACAGCAGCUCCAGUCCUUCUGGAACCCUCCGCAACUAUCCACUCACCUGCAAGGUCCUUUACUCCUACAAGGCCUCUCAGCCAGAUGAGUUGACCAUAGAUGAACAGGAGGUGUUGGAGGUCAUUGAGGAUGGAGACAUGGAGGACUGGGUUAAGGCUCGUAACAAGACAGGACAGGUGGGAUAUGUCCCAGAGAAAUACCUGCAGUUCCCCACAUCCAACAGCCUACUGAGCAUGCUCCAGUCGCUCGCCGCACUAGACGCUCGGUCGCACACGUCGUCCAACUCCACCGAGCCGGAGCUGCACUCGGGCUGCAUCAACGGAGAUGCCAACACGGUGUAUGUGCGGGCGUUGUACGACUAUGAGGGCCAGGCGGAUGAGGAGCUGUCAUUCGUGGAGGGGGCGGUCAUCCGACUUCUAAGUCGCGACACCCAGACGGACGACGGCUUCUGGGAGGGGGAGCUUAAUGGACGGGUGGGAGUGUUCCCUUCUGUGCUGGUAGAGGAUCUCACCGAGAAUGGGGAGAACAGUGGCGGAGUCGGGUCUACCGAUACACAGAUCUCUCCAUCUCAGAAGAUGCCAUCCUCUCUGCCGCCCCUUCCCUUAUAUGACCAGCCUCCUAUCAGCCCCUUCACCAGCCCUGAGACUUCCACCCCACCACCCCUACCCCGCUCACCCUCUACUGCACUCAAUGGGGAGCACAAGCCUCCAUUGCCCGCCUCCUCACACAAGGGACCGUCCGCCACUCACAAUCAUAGCUCUGGCAGGAGUCCAGUGUCACCAGGCUUUCCCCAGCCACUCCGCUUCACUCCUGAUGGAGGCCCUGGCAAGCUACGGCCUGUACGUGCUGCCCCACCUCCCCCUAAGCAGCACCCCCGCAGACUCCAAGAGAAGAGUGAUAAGACCGAGGAGGUGGAGAUUACACUGGUCUGACAGACGAGCAGGUGGGCAGACAGACGGAAUCACGGAGGACGGACGGACGGACAUACCCGCCGGGGAGCUGAACUGCAAACUAAAGUGGACUAAAUGAUCCGAGUACAGCUCAUUUCACCCCUCAUCCUAAGGCUGAGGGGUGGUGCAGGGAGAAAGCAGGGGAGGUAGACGGGACAGUGGCAGCAUAUCCAAAUUUCAAAGUCUCCACAUUAGCCUCCCCAAGAAAUGGAAGAAUUCAGCAGUAGCCACCCUCCUCCUCAUCCCCGGUUCUUCCCACCUUGCCUUAAAACAUCACCUCGUGACAGCUAUAUCAAGUAAAGGAAUCCAGCCAGAUGACGUCCGUGAGGAUGAUGAAGAGGAGGUAGAAAAAGAUAUUUUGGGGCGGGGACGGGUGUGAGAAGAGGGCAGCGCUGCACAAUAACCUGGGCUUUAGCCUUUUCUUCUUCUUUUUUUUAUCUUAACCUGUCAAGCUUGCAAAAGAUAUUUUAAGACAAACUACUAGCCCAUCAUACUGUCAGCUAACUGCUGCUUCCAAGAACCUUUACACAUGGCUGUCAAUAUCUAUCUGACUUGCUUCAAGAAACGUUCAGGAGACAUGACAGGAAAGACGCUCGAUAAGGCUGGAUUGGGGAAAGAAAAAAAAAACUUGCCCAACGAGUCAUUUUUCAGAGUGACGUUGAGGUUUUAUUAAGGGGAGGGAGAAAGCGGGUGGUGUACGGGAUGGCCCUUUUUUGCCAUAUAUAGUCCGAUCAUCAUAUACGUACUCAGUGUGUAUUAGUACAGUACAUUACUGUCGUCAUAGGAAUGUUCCAGAGUUAUGCGCAGCAUUUCAUAUAGCCUAACCCAGUUGAAUGGAAUACCUGUUUGAUAUGUAGUGGAAAAUGUAUCCUCGUCUUGAUCUUGAAAGGGCAUUGUAAAUAUCAUUAGGAGGUGUCGAGGGAAGACAGGAGGAAGGGGAAGAGAGAGUGGAAGAACGAGCGAGGGAAAGAAGAAAAAACGGAGGCUGGAUCCUCCCUGAACAUUCUGCUCUGUCUUUACCACUCUUGCCAUCUCUCCACACACUCACACUCACACUCUCUCUCUCUCUCUCUCUCUCUCUCUCUCUCUCUCUCUCUCUCUCUCUCUCUCUCUCUCUCUCUCUCUCUCUCUCUCUCUCUCUCUCUCUCUCUCUCUCUCUCUCUCUCUCUCUCUCUCUCUCUCUCUCUCUCUCUCUCUGCCUUUUUCUUCAACGAUCCACUCUUUUCAUCGGCAGUCUGUGUGUAACAAUCAGACAUACAUGGCAUUACAGGUAACAUUACACCUGCUGACACACACACAUCACUAUCUCUUCUCUGCGCUUGUCCCUGCGUGGCCUGGCGGGUGUGACUAUCACUAAUAUUUAGUUCUGAAAGAGAUCGGCACCGUAGGAGGGACCCUGACGCCGAGACACGGAGACAGUUCACAGGGUUUCGAAUCUCGCCGGCGAUUAAACCGAGCGACUUCAAGGGUGGCGACGUUUCGUCUGGACCGGUGCGGACACCGGAAUCGGACAGGGGUCGGAGUCUUCGGUGUUCGGAUGAAACGCAGAAUGAAGGGAUGGAUUUUGUCGUUUGACGUUUAUCUUAUCUAAUCAGGUCUACUUUCUUUUUGCUUAGUUCCGUUACAGAGCUUACCCUCACUUAGCUGGUCUCCCCCUGAUGUCCUGUCAGGCGAGACACAGCGUAUAGCCACGUGGUCAUGCAGCAUAUUCAGUCUGAUAUCGGUUCUACCUUUUCCAUCCUGUUUUAUGUUCGAACCCUCCGUUGUGACAAAAAAAAAUGAAACCUGUAUACAAGAUUAAAUUGUACUUCAACCGUCAUUACCACGUUUUCAAUUGUGCAAAAUGGGCCACUGUAGCAAAAGGCGUACAACACGAGGCCAAUCCAGAUGUUUCUUUUUAUGCUCGUUUGUUGUCGUUUGGUUAAUUUUUUUUGUUUUUUUUUUUUUUUUUUGUUACGUUGUUCAGAGUAAAUCUAAUUCCUCUCCAGACGUCACUCAAGCCUUUUGAAAAUCCCUGCCCAAAGGGCAAUGUAGCACUUUUAAUUAUUUUUACCCUGCUGGAAAGUAACAGUGUAUCCUCUUGAGACUAAACCCUCUAAUUAUGAUUGAUAGAAGCGACUCUUUCUGGGCAGCGCUUGGCAAUAUGAUUGAUCCAGAAACGAUCACAGCAGUUCAACUCAUCGUUAUACUUCGGAGGAUCCUCUUUGUUUCAGUGUGACUGAUGACGUAAUGUUUUGUUGUCUCUCUUCUGAUGAGAAGGAGAGAGGAAGGUGGACGGUGUAACUUGUUAUUUUCCUUUUACAUAAAAAGACAAAAAAAAAAGGUCUGAUGUUUUGAAUGAAGACGUGACGAGUGUGUAUUUUGAUCUUAGCGAAGGGCACGGCUGUCUCUGUGUGUGUGUGUGUGUCUGGGAAUGCCUGGUAGAGGAGCGAGAGGAGGCUAUUGGGUCCGAGGCCGGGUUCGACUCGUCUCUCUAACUGGUGUCGUGUGGCCGGCGUGGGGAGGAGCUGCCCUCCACAGUCAUUAGUAUAUCUAAGGUCAGAUGUCAGUGUUUCUUCCCUGCCUCUUGCUGAGGGGGAACCGAGUUAUGAACAAGUGUCGUACUGAGACAAGCGGUGCCAGUGGGUGCAGAGGACCCGGGGCGGUUUGCAGCCUCACUUCUGAGUGAAUCCGAUGCAGUGCGCGUGGCACGUUUUGCACCGUGGCCACGCCAAAUGCAACAAAGCGUGCUGGGUUGACUUCACAAGUUGCAGGGGUUGCGCGACGGCGCUUAGUUAUCGGGGGCUAGCGUGACUUUUUGCAGUGUGGACGGUGGAUAUGUGGACAGCGGGCUCUCCUUGAUCUCUCUGAGAUCUUAUUUAUAAUGUUUUUCAAACUUGUUUUGAAGUUUAUGGUUUACAGCAGUGUCCUACAGUACUUCCCCUCCCCCCCACCACUGAGCUGUUCACAGCCCAAUCCCAAGCAGUCAAAUACCCUUUUAUACCCUCCCGUCAUCAGCCCAUUCUCCGCCUGCCAAGAUACGACUCCGUAAUGUCCCCCUUCUUUUCAACAGCCCCUUCAGUUCGGUGAUUUUUUUAGCCCUGUUUUUGUAUGCAUACAUAUAUAUGUAUAUAUGUAUAUGUGUGUGUGUAUAUGUAUAUAUAUGUAUAUAUAUAUAUAUAUAUACAUAUAUACAUAUAUAUGUAUGCACUAUUUCAUCCUUAAGUUUGGAGAAGUUGCACAGCUGCUAUUAUGAAUAAUGCGGUGGGAAACUGGCCUUCUCUCUCUCUUCACAGACUGUUGCCAUGGUGACAAUAAUGAAAACAGGUGCAAAAGUCUUUCUGCAUAUUAUUGUUGGCUGUGAAAAACUAAGUUUGUAUUUAUUGUGUACAAAUGUUAAUUAAUAAAAUAAUUGAUGA